Trypanosoma rangeli is the source of this 1086-nucleotide messenger RNA. Its product is annotated as putative coenzyme Q-binding protein COQ10 B, mitochondrial-like. Gene Ontology annotation, biological process: ubiquinone biosynthetic process; cellular respiration. The record is from RefSeq and is a predicted model, not a curated record. Lineage: Eukaryota; Euglenozoa; Kinetoplastea; Trypanosomatida; Trypanosomatidae. The coding region runs from base 1 to 1086 and encodes 361 amino acids. Gene Ontology annotation, molecular function: ubiquinone binding. The transcript has a single exon.
AUGAGGGCCUUUGUUGGCUGCUGGGGUGCGAUGGGUGGUUAUAUUCUUCUAAGCGGGAGGCGCUCAUUCUUCACGCCGCUGCGGCCGCCGCUUCCUCCGGAACUCAAACCGGCACCUGCAGCAUCCGACGCGAAGCCGUUUUUUGGUGGUGGUGUGAACAAGCACGCCAUGCCAUCGUUACCGUCGCCAAAAGCAGGAACACCUUCGCGAGCACCGCGGCCGCCGUCUGCCUCGUCACCGCCACCGCAUGUAAGUGGCGCAGCCGUAUCGUUUCAGACCGCGGCGCCACUUAGCGACAGGGGUGCAGAUGCCAGUCACGCCGAACUACAGCAGCACUGUUCCUGCCCUCAGCACGCUCACUCUGGCUUCUUGUCACCCGAGGCAAUUUCCAAGUACGUUCCGACACCAGCGAGGUUUGCGGCAUCAUUGGUGGUAGAUGCGCUGAACCUUCCUCCUAUACAUAAUAACGGUGGCUCUGUAGCGUCCCCGUCAGGGACAUUGCGACAGGAGUAUACAGAGCACUGCGUGCUUGGCUGGUCCCCUGCUGACCUCUAUCACGUUGUCGCAGAUGUCGCGCAGUACAGUACCUUUCUCCCAUGGUGCGUAGAUUCCACCGUGCACCAAGUAAGGCGCCUCGACGAUGUCAUCAAGAGUGAACUUACCGCUGACGAUUGCAGCAACAGAGUAGAGGAUCUUGCUGGUAGUAGCACUAGUGGCAGCAGUGGUCGAGUUUUUGAAAUGUUUGCCACCCUCACGGUGGGAUUCUCCUUUUUUAAGGAGCAGUAUACCUCUCGGGUGUUGCUUGUCCCGGAGAAGAUGGUGCAGGCUGUUCUCAAGGAGGAUGAAAAGAAGUGCCGCACUCCUGUUCUUUCCGACCUGAACUGUGUUUGGGAGUUUAGCCCCGUGCCAGGGCGAAAUCGGCAGGUGGAGGUGCGAUUUCUCGUCAGCUUUGCCUUUAAAAAUCCACUACAUUCCAAACUUAUCAUGUCCCACGUGGUGACGCUCAUGACGCGAAGCUUUGAGAAGCACUGCGAAAAGCUCUAUGGCCCGCCGAGCUGCCAACGUGAGCGCCUCUUCACGCAGUAG